Messenger RNA from Linum tenue, 840 nucleotides. The record is from the annotation of a GenBank genome assembly. Lineage: Eukaryota; Viridiplantae; Streptophyta; Magnoliopsida; Malpighiales; Linaceae.
AUGAACAUGAACAUGAACAUGAACAUGAACAGUAAUUAUUACAGUGCUUAUGAAAUGCUUGCAUUGGAGCAGAAGCAGCACUAUGAUCAUCACAAUCAGGAGCAGCAGCAGCUAGUCCUCGACGACGACUGGUCUUUCGUGGAAGACUGUUACGACAAACUACGUCUACACGAGCCCCAACUGCCGGCGCCGGCGCCGGCUCUGUACACUGAAAGCAGCGGGAGCACUAGCUGCGUCAGCAAUAUGGACGGACUCUCGGGCCCGAAUUUGUACGAACUGGGCGACAUAGAUCAACUAUGGGCCCAGUGGCCCAAUGACUAUUCCAAUAUCCCGUUGCCCAGCCCAAUAAUCGAAUUUAGUGAAACGGCGCCGCAGGCGCCAAAUAUCGAUAAUUUCCUCACCGGUCCCGAAACAUUCGACGUUGCGUCGCCGAAGGCCGUUACAGUGAAGCGGCGGAGGAGCGGCGGCAGCGGCGGCGGAAGGGAUCACCGGCGGGGAGGUUUGGAGCUGGAGGACAUACAGAAGUACUUCCACGUCCCGAUCACCAGAGCCGCCAAGGAAAUGAAAGUGGGUUUAACGGUGCUGAAGCGGCGGUGCAGGGAAUUGAACAUAAUGCGGUGGCCGCACCGGAAAAUCAAGAGCCUGAACUCGCUCAUCGACAACGUGAAAGAAAUGGGGAUGGGAGAGGAGACGGCGAUGCUGGAGGAGCACCGGAGGAUGAUUGAGAGGGCGCCGGACAUGGAGCUUACGGACAGGACGAAGAGGCUGCGGCAGGCCUGCUUCAAGGCCAACUACAAGAAGCGGCGGCUCUACAACCAUAUCGCUCCGCUGCCGUUUUAA